This is a messenger RNA of Spodoptera litura, 2124 nucleotides long. RefSeq names its product neo-calmodulin. NCBI's taxonomy places the organism in Eukaryota, Metazoa, Arthropoda, Insecta, Lepidoptera, Noctuidae. Gene Ontology annotation, cellular component: myosin II complex. The record is from RefSeq and is a predicted model, not a curated record. Gene Ontology annotation, molecular function: calcium ion binding.
UUUUUUAAUCUGUGGUUCCGAGUUGUUGUUGUCGGUUUGAAGUUAUGUUAAGUGCGAUUUUCAAUUGAUAACGUUCAAUUAUAAUAUUAGUGUUGAAAAAUAAAUUAGAAAUAAAAAUUGUUGUCGUUGAAAUAAACAACGAAGAAGGCAAUAAUCGUUAAGUUUUAAAAAUUAAAUAAUAAUAAAUACGACCUAAUUAGAAUAAAAAAUCGAGUAGUGAUAAAAGUAAAUCGAAAGCAAUUAAUUAGUCAAUUUAAAAAUAAUAAUAAAAGUCUGUGAUUGAGUUCUAUUAACCCCAAAGUAAAGUGUAAGUUCUAAAGUAUUGGGGACUCCUAAAGUGGUGCGGUUAAAGUGGUGUAUAAUUGUAAAGUGUAAAGUUGAAAGUCGGACACUUAAAGAAGUUUUACUAAAGAGUGGCUUUUGAAAAGAAGAGGCAGUUACUCAACUUCAAGAUGGCGUUCGCAGCAGCUCGUAUGAUUCUGAAGGACAAACGGCGAAAGGCUUCAAAGGAAGACUUCAGGGAUCCAAGAAAUAGAAGCAAGGCUCGGAGCGCUAGCACCAGUAGCUUUAGGAGUGUAAGUCAGGCUCGGAACAAGCCAGCUGACGGUGGUGGCCAUGUCAACCAGAAGAACGCAGCUGGGCAAAAGUCUACCACGCCUUGUCAGAAAGGAGGCCCAAAAACCCCCGUGAAGCCAUCGGCGCAGAAGGGCGCAGCGAAAACCGCUCCCCCGAAGCAGGCAGCAGCAGCAGCGGCAGUGAAGACUCCUCAGGGCAAGAAGAAGAAAGGCCACAAGCACCAACAGUAUGAGCUGAUUGUCACCAUCAAUCUGUCUGAAUAUGGCCUCACAGAAGAACAAGUUGCAGAAUUCAAGGAAGCCUUCAUGCUAUUCGACAAGGAUGAAGAUGGUACGAUCACGAUGGCAGAACUUGGAGUGGUCAUGCGAUCGCUUGGACAGAGACCUUCAGAGACAGAGCUGCGAGACAUGGUGAAGGAGGUAGAUCAGGAUGGAAACGGCACCAUCGAGUUCAAUGAGUUCCUCCAAAUGAUGUCCAAGAAGAUGCGUGGGGCUGAUGGAGAAGAUGAACUUAGGGAGGCUUUCAGGGUAUUCGACAAGAACAACGACGGUCUGAUAUCAUCGGUGGAGCUGCGUCACGUGAUGACCAACUUGGGAGAGCGGCUCAGUGAGGAGGAAGUCGAUGACAUGAUCCGUGAGGCAGACCUCGAUGGUGACGGCAUGGUCAAUUACGAUGAGUUCGUGACAAUAUUGACGUCGAAAAACUAGUAUGCAGACCCAAGGCCGAAGAGAGAACCUCCCGGAAGCCAGUGCCCUUACUCGUACCUCAAGAAGUACGGAGGGAAAGAAACUCUUAUCUAGUCCUAAAAUUCAUAGACGUGUUGCUAAAGUGGAUCAUUUAAUAGAAACGCGCUUGGUGGCAGUGUAUACGUACCCUUAUCUCAGUUUCCGAUUCUGCGAUUUUUUGUCGCAAUAACAGAUUUUUUGUCGUACGGGGCGAUUUUUUUGUCGCAUGUCGUUUAACAGCUGUGUUGUGUGUAGAACUGAUUAAUAGAGUCGGUGUGUGUGAUAGUUGUUUUUGUUUUCGUGGCUUGAAGUGUAUGUUAAGGCUUUAAGGUUAUAUGUCAUGUUGCAUUUUAAAAUAAAAUAAAAUGAAAUGAAAAUCAUACCGUUCUUAGUUGGGUUGUAUUCUGAAAGGAAUUACUGAAAUUAAGAAAAAAAAUUGGUUUAAGUCAUUCUUAGAAAAGAAUACGAUCAUGGGCUUUAAAUUCUUAGAGCAUUACUUAAAUAAACUGAUAACAACAAUAAAUAAAAAAAUAAACAGUUUGAGGAAAUUCAAAAUGAACAAAAACACUCGGAUUGUUUGAGUAAAAUACGGAUUCGGUUUAAAUACUUAUGCUCUAAGAAUAAGUUCAAAAUCUUUUUUAUUUUUUGUCCAUAAAGACUUCGCGAUUUCCGUUCAAACGUGUUAACUAUGUAUAAGUAAUAAUAAUACAUUCAUGGAAAAUAAAUAAUAGUUAAUACUAAUAAUAAUAAUUAUGCUUGAUUAAUAAUGCGUCGAUGUGCGUUAGUAACAUUUAAAAAUAUAAUUUAUCAGGUUUUUGUUAAU